GAACUUGACCUCUACCAUCUCUGAACCAUCUCUGAACCCUGAACACGUAUAGUUCCUCAUUAUAUCCUCUAGACAGAACACAGAACCUGCUAGACUAGAAACAUUAUGAGCAGCUUCUUUGGUCGUACCUCUGGUGGUGCCCCGCCGCCCCAACCACCAAGGGGCACUUCACCCUAUUCCAGACUACCUGAUGGCUCUGCACAGUCUCUACCCUCUGGCCCGCGCGGAGGACAGCGCGUACAACCUCAGUAUUCUGACUAUGAGAAACGGUCUGUGGAUCGAAGGCCGCCACCAUCGCAUGCUGGUGCAAGCUAUGGUGUGCAAUCGUGUCCGAGUGACGCCCUCGCUCUCACCAAUCGUUUGAUUGUCCAUCCCAACGAUUUCGCCGAUGGGGAGCAUGUCCUGCUCAAGGGCCAAUUCCCCCUGACAACAAGACACGAUAACACCGGCCGCAUUUCUCCAGGUUGCAUCGGUGCCUCCGCUCUUCAACGCCAAUGGAUCGGUCUCUCCGUCUCCGGCGACAGCGUAACAAUCGAACCUAUCUCCUCCCCUGCCUUCCUCCAAGACAUCGCCCUCGAAGUCGGCUUCCUUAAACGCGGCCUCGAAAUCGCAGAACAGUUCUCCGCGGACGAGAUGGCGCGGACGUUCAUCAAGGCGUUCGCGGGCGUCAUGUUCGCGCUUGGAGAGGUGUUGGUCUUCGAGUUUCAUGGUCAGAAUUUGAGGGCUGUUGUCAAGAGUUGUGCUGUCGUGGAGUUGGCGGAUGGACAGAGGGGUGGGAGGGGCGGGUCAGGCGUUAGGGAUGCGGGUGUUGUGAUGGAGAGGACGGAUGUGACGUUUAUGAAGGAUCCAUCGACGGCGAUUAAGAUCAAGUCGAGUGCGAAGAAGGCUGCACCAAAUGCGAUUCUUGCUCCGAACUUCAAGUUCGAAGAUAUGGGUAUUGGAGGUCUUGACUCCGAGUUCAGCGCCAUAUUCCGUCGUGCAUUCGCAUCCCGUGUGUUCCCUCCAGGACUCGUCGAGAAACUCGGUAUCCAGCAUGUGAAAGGUAUCCUUCUUCAUGGGCCACCCGGAACCGGUAAGACGCUGAUGGCGCGUCAAAUCGGAAAGAUGCUCAACGCGCGGGAGCCCAAGAUCGUCAAUGGUCCUGAGAUUCUGAACAAGUUCGUCGGUGCCUCCGAAGAGAACAUCCGUAAACUCUUCGUGGAUGCCGAGAAGGAGUACAAAGAGAAGGGAGACGAAAGUGGUCUCCACAUCAUCAUCUUCGAUGAACUUGACGCCAUAUUCAAACAACGUGGCUCCACUGGCGGCGGUACCGGCGUCGGCGACACCGUCGUCAACCAGAUCCUCUCCAAAAUGGAUGGUGUCGACCAACUGAACAACAUCCUCAUCAUCGGCAUGACCAACCGUAUCGACAUGAUCGACGAGGCCCUCCUCCGUCCCGGCCGUCUCGAAGUUCACAUGGAGAUAUCCCUCCCCGACGAAAACGGCCGGUUCCAGAUUCUGAACAUCCACACCUCCAAGAUGCGCACGAACGGCGUCAUGGACGACGACGUCAAUCUUUCGGAGCUCGCGCAGCUGACGAAGAACUUUUCGGGGGCGGAGAUUGGCGGUUUGGUGAAGAGCGCGACGAGUUUUGCGUUCAAUAGGCAUGUGAAGGUGGGGACUAUGGCGGGGAUUUCGGAGGAUGUGGAGAAUUUGAGGGUGAACAUGGAUGACUUCCUGAAUGCGUUGGAUGAGGUGCAUCCGGCGUAUGGUGUCUCGGAAGAGGAGCUAGCGCAGGUCGUUCAGAAUGGGAUCAUCCAUUACGACCCCAUCGUCAACGAACUCCUCCACAGCGGACAACUCUUCGUCGAGCAAGUCCGGACGUCCAGCCGCACGCCGCUCGUCAGCAUCCUGCUGCACGGGCCUCCUGGGACAGGAAAGACGGCAAUGGCAGCCACUAUCGCCCAAGCCUCACAGUUCCCCUUCAUCAAGCUCAUCACACCCGACAACAUGGUUGGUUUCUCGGAAGCGCAGAAGAUCCAGUCGAUAUCGAAGGUCUUUGCCGACAGUACGAAGAGUCCGAUGAGUGUAGUCGUUGUAGACAACCUAGAGCGUUUGCUAGACUGGACACCUGUCGGUCCCCGUUUCUCAAACGCCGUCCUCCAGACACUCAUGGUCCUCAUGGCCAAGCGCCCACCAAAGGGCCACCGUCUCCUCGUUAUCGCCACUACGUCCCUCCGACCCAUGCUCACAGACCUCGGGCUCGCCUCCUUCGACUCCGAAAUCCGCGUCCCACCGAUCACCCGUCUCUCCUCCCUCAAGCACGUCCUCGAAGCCGUCGAGCUCUUCCGUCGUCCUGACGAUCUCGCUCGUGCCGUGGGCAUGCUCCGGCAGGCUGGAUUCCAGGAUAGCGAGGAGGGUGGGAUGGACCUGGGCAUUGGUGGUGAUGACGGGCAGGGACGGGGCACGAUGAUGGUGGGGGUGAAGAAGUUGUUGAGCGUCGUCGAGAUGGCGAGGCAGGAGCCGGAGAAUGUGGCGGAGAGGUUGGUUAGUGCUUUGAUGGGGCUCGGGAUGUAAGUUUCUUGAUAUGAGCGGACAGGGAAAGCGCUUGGAUUCUGUUGUGUACGUUGGCCGCGGUUAUUUGACUCUUUUUGGAUGGGUCGUCAAUUCGUUUGUAUCUUUCGCCAGUGUGU
Stereum hirsutum FP-91666 SS1 is the source of this 2672-nucleotide messenger RNA. RefSeq names its product AAA-domain-containing protein. Gene Ontology annotation, cellular component: Golgi stack. Gene Ontology annotation, biological process: intra-Golgi vesicle-mediated transport; Golgi to plasma membrane protein transport; SNARE complex disassembly. The coding region runs from base 106 to 2556 and encodes 816 amino acids. The transcript has 9 exons. The record is from RefSeq and is a predicted model, not a curated record. Gene Ontology annotation, molecular function: ATP hydrolysis activity; ATP binding. NCBI's taxonomy places the organism in Eukaryota, Fungi, Basidiomycota, Agaricomycetes, Russulales, Stereaceae.